Molecule: messenger RNA, 6555 nt
Organism: Pipra filicauda (Wire-tailed manakin)
Lineage: Eukaryota; Metazoa; Chordata; Aves; Passeriformes; Pipridae
Exons: 2
Coding region: 239-1009 (256 amino acids)
Source: RefSeq, a predicted model, not a curated record
GGAAUGUCCAUUGAGAAGGAAGAAAACAGCCCUGCACUCCUCUGUGAUUGGGACUGACUGUGUUGUUGCUGGGUGGAUGCUGCGUGAUGCUGUUGCUGCUCCUGCUCCAGCACUGUGAUGUUUCUGUUCCAGAUUGUGCUGACUCACAUUCAAGAAAAAACGAUACAUAGGCACAAUGCACUGUAACUUUUUUCCUUUCCCCCAGUAACCUCGAAAGUUUCUGUAGCUCAUGCACUAAAUGGCUGAGACAGUAGCUGUAAUACCAACAGAUGAAGAGGAGAUCCAAAAUAAUAGUGAUGAUGAAGAUCGAUUUCCUAAUCAUGAUACUGUUACGGCGUCCCUUGGUUGCUCUACCAGCCCUUCGUUAGCCAGCCUUAAUGAAGACAGGGGAAGCUCAACGGUGCCAGAAAGAUUGUCUGUCCUCUCCAGCAAGGCCAUGGCCCAGGUAAAAGCCCUGACUGGUCCAGAGGUGGCUAGUGGUGGCCAGGCCCAGAGGACAGCCUCUGGGUUGGCUGAGCAUCAUCUGACAGCUGUAGAUGUAUCAUUAGGUGGCUUGUUGUACCCUGUGGUAGUCGGUAGCCUGCAGCCUGUGGACAUUGCCGCCCUGUGCUCCAAAAGCUCGAGUUCAGAAGUGCUGCAGGUCCCAGGGGUGCUCUGUGAGGCUGGCGAACCCCCACAGGCUGGGACUGACCAAAAGGACUGCUACACACAGCAGGCAGGGAGUGGCACCAGUGGCAAUACUGCCUCUUGUAGUCUGGGCCACGUGAUUUGGAUGAAGAGCACAACAGUAAUGGAGACCUUAGAAAAUAAGAAACAAGAGGAAAAGGAGAAGUACCGCCUCCAGCUAGCUAUGUACCGACGGCUUCUGUUGUUGCGCUCCAUCAGGAGUUUGCAUAGGCAGCUGGAGCAACAGCAGGCCAGGUUGCAGGAAUGCUAUGGCACGGUAAUAAAUACCAAGAAAGAAGUGUUGAAACACAUUUGCUCAGCCUCGCCCUCACCUUCGCCGUAAUCAUGUUGCUGCACGCAAAAAUGAGCUUUGCAACGCCACCGGAGCCGCCAGCAAGCUUGCAUGCUACAGGGGCGGUGUCCUCAUACCCAAGGGUAUGUGCCCAUGUGCGCUCAGAGUAGAGAGGAAACAGCAAUAGCAGCAGAGCAAGGAGAGAUGAGAGAAGGUAAAGUGUGGGCCCCUGAAUUUAUCUGGAGGAAACCAGAGCAAGAUUGAACCUGUGCAAGAAGUUGACUCCUGAUGCACACUCAAAGCCUCAAGCUGAAAUAGAAUUUUUUUGGCAUAUAGGUUUGUAAAAAGAAAAAAAUCAUCACAAAACUGGGAACUUAGUCUGACAUCUGAUCCAUAAAGGUGGUCAGAUACAGGGUUGCUGCUUGCUGAAUAUGUGGUAUGAUGCAUCUCCCUUCUACUUUCAGUGUAACAAAAUUUGAACAGAAUGAGGGUUUGUUUUCCUGCAAGAAUACCUGAAUCUAGAAAGCCAGGAUAUUUGGCUUUCUAAAUUCAGGUAUCCUUGCAGGAAACUCAGACUUGAUCUACCUACCUAGCUGCCUGUUUUUCACAAAACUGCUAAGGCCAUUGUACAUUUGCAACCUCUACUUUCCUUUAAAAUUUAUUCGAACUGAUCAGAAAUUAUCGUGGGAGGGUAGGACAGUCAUACGCACAGGGAAACAGUACAACUGUCUAAGCCAGAUUUCCUCAGGAGAGCAAGGUAAAAACAAAGGCCUUGUAAUCUGACGUGGCAUUGGAAACCCAGGCUGGCAGCACCAGGGGAAUGUUUGAGGUCUGCACAAUUAUUAAUCUACUGCUAACUCCCAGUAGCACUAGCAUCUGCAAAUCAAGCAUAUUUUGUGCCUUACUGCUGUCAUUUAAUGGAAGUUGGUGACAAUUAGCACUUUCUAUCCAGGUGUAUUAGACAUGUGGAAAACCCUGUAGCACUGUUUCUCCAAUUGCAAAGUUAGGAUGCCUGCAGGGAAUUUGAUGUCAGUAUGCAACAAACACAGGGAAAAUGAAAGCAAAAAUAUGCAACUUUUUUUUAUGCAUUUAAAAGGCAAUAUGAGUCCCUAUUAUUGAACAACAAAUUGAAUAGUUUUAAGAUCUGAAGCAAAAUAUGAUUCAAGAAGAAAAGGUACAAAAAAUUUUCUCUUUCUAGGAUUUAAAGUGGCAUAGAAAAAUCUCAUUCUUCAGAUGUUUAUUUCUGAUCAUGCCACCUUUUCUUUUGCGGGUGUUUUUCUCUUUUAAUAACUGUUUAAGUAGAUGAACAAUCAAAGAGUUUUUUGGUGGUUUUUGUUUUUUUUUUUCUGCAUUGAAAGACAAGUCUAUUAUUAAUACUCCUAUCUUUCUAGAAUUUCACAUAUAUUCUAGAAUAUAUGUGCUAUAUAUAGGAAACUUUUUAUUCUCACCUUUUUUUUUUUUGGUGCAUAUGGGAAAGGGGUGUUGGUCUGUGCAUGCACACACACCUCCCUGUAUUCAAGAGGUUAUGAAAGGCUGGUGCUUCUUUUUUUUCUGUAGCAGAAGAAGGAAUAAUGUCUUAAAAUAAUCUCUGCUGUCUAUGAGGAGUUUGGUUGAUUAGAUUCACAUACACACAUCUGUGAGCAAGGUAUUGAAGUAAUUCAACAAAUGAAGUGCAGCACAACAUUGUCAUUAUUCCGUCUUAGUAUUUCUGUGCACCCAAAAUUAUGGAAGCCCCCUGGGUAUGCGCAACCUUAGAUAGGUUCAUUCAUCUCCUUGGGCCCUUAUGUAGCUUCUCACGCAGCAUGAACUAGUAACUUUGAAUGCAGAAUUACCAUAGAAACAUCCUUGGCAUCAAGGAGAUAUUUGAAGGAGCAUCCUCUCUGCCUCAUUUGGGGAAUUCAGGUUGCCAGAGGCCUUUAGUGGGCUACGGAAGAGAGCUGGGGGUCGCAUGAGACUGAGAAACAUUACUCCUGAGCUCUGACCCCAUCUAGCUCUCUGCUCAGCCUUGGGAAAGCUGUUCUCUCUCAGCAGUGCAGGUUUCCCAAAGAGUGCUUAAAUACCAAACUCAUCUCAGAGGUAACCUGUUCUUUCUCGACGUACCUCUCAAAAAAGAACGUUGAUCAUGGCCAACAGGGCUAUGUAAAAAUUCUUUUAUUUCCACAUUUAUCCCACCCCCCCACUAUUUCGUGAACUGCAAAAGCCUUUCUGCCAUUGGUUAAGAGUGAGUGUUAUGUGAACCGAACACAAGCAAACCACUAUUAUGUCAUCUCUCCUGGGGAAAGAAGUGUUGGAGAAGGAUCAUAACUCAAAAAUAUUACUGCAUUUUGAAACAAAAUAUCAAAUUGUUUCCUUUAGGAAGACAGUCAAAAUGAAUAUUGUUGUUAAUCUUGGUCAACUUCUUUUGGACUGAAAAAAAUUAUCUUCUAAAUUACAUUCAGGUUGACUAAUACUAUCAUGUAACUUUCCACUGAAAUAAAAUAGAUGAACAAAAAUAUAUUAAAAAACCCGAACAAACAAAACUACAAAAACCUCUGAUAAGACAGAGUAACUGCUGUGCCUCAGUAGCUGCUGAAGUACAGUAUUGUCCUGCAUUUGAUUUAAGAAUGCCCUACAUUACUGCUUAGAGCUACCUAGAGUGUCAUUUGCAUUUAAGAGUAGCUAGAAUAACAUUAAAGAAUACUUCUCACAUAAUACCCACUGCAGCAACAGUUAGUCUAUCAACCUGUCCAAUUGUAAAUUCUUUGUGGCAAAACUGUGACAAUCUUUGUUUUGUACAUUUCAUGAAAUUUCUUGAUCAUAACUAGGAUCAGUAGAUGCUUCAGCAUUAUGAAUAUUAAAUACUGAAAGAUUUGUGCAUGAGCAAUGCUGUCUGAUAGCUGGUAGGAAAAUGAAGCCAAGACUUAUUCUGUGCAUGCUCAUUCUUUCCAUCUAGUACAUUUAUGGAUACAUGCAAAAUAAAUGUUAACUGAGGAAAUAGCAUCAGUCUUUGCAACAAUUUGCUGUUUAGCUUGUGCUUCUGGUGUGGCUACUAAUAAGUGAAGUUGGACAAACCAAUUAAACACAAUAUGAUUUUUAAAAUGAGUUUGUUUUAGAAACUUGGAAAAUGUGGCUUCACAGCUAUGUUUUUUCCUUAGAUAUUUUUGUAUGUUUUGGAAGUUGAAGGCCAGUGAGAAAGUGACAGAAUGCCAUGGGUAACUCAUGGAGGUGGUUUCAGGCACACCAGGCAGAGCAACAGUCUUAGAUUUGAUGAAAGUCUGUCCUUCCAAAUUGUUCAACCUCCUUAUGUGUUUAAGAGGUUUGGUAGUUUGGAUGAAGUUCAACUAAAUUUCUCAAAAUUUGUAUAUUUAUCUAAACUCAACUCACAUAGGUCUCACAGGUCUUGGGUACUGAUGACAAAAUAAGUAGUUUUGGAAGGGCCUUUCUCCCCAUUAUCUUUCCUGUCUUCCAGAGCCUUUCAAAACAACGAUGUCCAUGAAAAAUCUUUUCUGCAAUUUGACAGUUAUGCUACCUACUUUUAUAGCAAGCUUGAAGUUAAAGGCCUGAGCCUUAAAGUCUUGCUGCUCACCUAAUUCUCAAAUGGUAGAAAAUAAUAAUGGGUUUACUAUGAAAGAGUGGGAUAUUUAAAAGGUGUCAACUCUCUUGGAAUACUUGCUACCACUAAAAAAGUUGUAGCUUGUGCCUACCUAAAACCAGAAAUCUUCAAGAACAGAAUGGAGUUAUGGACAAUUAAGUGAUGAAAUGCAUUACUGAUGUGUUCUUCCGCAUCUCCAGCAUUUCAGUUAGCCAAACUAAACUGCUGCCCUGGAGACUCUUCAGAACUGUGGUUUUGCUGUUUUUGUUGUUGACAGUUACGAGUCAGACAAGAUCAAUGGCCCACCUUAAAAUGUUCAAUUAUUACCUCUUGUGAUGGAGCUGUGCAAGGGAUUAGUUCAGUUCCUCCUUCCUGAGAUUUUCUUGUGUGUCUAUCACAUUCCCUUAUUAGGACAGUGAAGAUUUUACCAAUUUAUAGUAAAUUUAUGAUAUUGUGGCAAACUUAUGAGCCAUGCAAUAUUAAAUGCGGAUCACCCUGCAUUGUUCUUUAAACAUUGAAAAUUAUGGACUCUGGGCAUAAGCGUACAAAAGAUAGAUUUAAAGAUGAGGUUGUUUAAAUCACCCCUGGAUCAAGUAGGCUUGGAAAACCCUUUAGAGUCCUUGUUACAGUUUAUUUCUAUAAAUGUUGUAAAUCUAGAAUAUAAAUGCAUUGGAGAGCACCUUUUGUUUAUGACUGUUGAAAGAAGUGCAGUAAUGCAAAGGUGGACUUGGGAUAUGCUUGAAUGGGACCCUGCUCCAAAUGCAAUGAGUAAGGAGUAAAUGUUCCUUAUUCUUAAAGCUCACAGAUUUGGAUGAGCAUGAUUGCCAAAAACCUGGAGGCUGAUUGGAUAAUGGGAGUGACUGGAACUACAGGAAAAGAUGUCUCAGAGUUUGAUUUUUAGUGCAGCAUGGAGAAUUACACACUGCACAGGUUUUUUUCUUCAGUUAAAGAUGACCUUUUCUUUUUCUCGCUCCUGAAAAAAGGCCUUUUGGAUCAUUAGGUUAGAUGGUGCUAAAAGUUGUUUGUGUAGCUGCAGUACAUAGGAGUUGACACCUAUCUCUGAAGUUGAGUGGCAUUAGUUAUUGUUGCCAAAAUUCACACGUACAACUUACUCCUAGACCUGGUUUCUAUCUAAAUUGUAACAUACUGAAGUUGAGUGUCCUGCUGACUUUCAGUGACACUUGAACCAAGGUCAAGAGUUUGAGGUGGUAUGCCUUGUUCAAGUCCCUUCUCAAUUUUGAUUAAUUUUUAUCUCCUGGUGUCUUCAAACAAUGCCUUGUGUGGUACUAAUCUUUGUCUUUCUGGCAAAAUGUUUGGAAGACUUGAGAGAAGAGGAAAAAGGCCUUCCUAUCAGUCUCUUGUGCUAUUGAAGAAAGGGGAGGUAGGUUUGUUUUUUUUUAAUUUAGUGAAAACUUAAAGCAGGGGAGGCUGUCCUGUGAAAACACUUUUGGAGGUUUCACUUAAAUGUCUUGAAAAUAACAUUUCCUACAGCUGCAAGUAAGUUUCCUUAAUUGUAUUGUUCAUCUUUUCACACAAUUUUAGCCAAGUCUACAAAACAAACAAAAAAGUUGCCUCCAUCUCUGACAAAUCAAGUCUCUAAGUCCCCAGCCCAAAUUGACUUCUGUGUGCAUGAGUGGCAAGGCAUUCUUGAGAAUCUCAAUAAAAGUUACAUUUUCCCUUUGAUGGGUGGGGGUUGGAAAGGAAAGGGAAUGUGUGACCAUUCAUCACAGCUCCAGGCUCGUUAGUACCCAGGAACUUUCUACUCUAAAUGACAAAGAGUUUCACUGUCACCAAAGAGAAAUUGCUGCUGACCUUAGACCUCUUUUUGGAAAGUAAAAUAAUGGAGCACAGGAGCAGAGUUUGAUAUUUGACCGAAUUCUACACAAUUAUCAUGCAUGUGUAUAUAAUAAAAUUAAUUCUGUGUCUCUGCAUUGUAGCCUCCGGCAAGCAGCGUACAAUCAGUUUUGUAUGUAUAAUAGAUCACAGAGUUGUUCAUGAAUAAUACAAAUGCAUUGAGCAGAUACUA